Messenger RNA from Penicillium lagena, 1206 nucleotides. RefSeq names its product putative sister chromatid cohesion protein Dcc1. The transcript is spliced from 4 exons. The record is from RefSeq and is a predicted model, not a curated record. Gene Ontology annotation, biological process: mitotic sister chromatid cohesion; maintenance of mitotic sister chromatid cohesion. Lineage: Eukaryota; Fungi; Ascomycota; Eurotiomycetes; Eurotiales; Aspergillaceae. The coding region runs from base 1 to 1206 and encodes 401 amino acids. Gene Ontology annotation, cellular component: chromatin; nucleus; chromosome, centromeric region.
AUGUCGACACAGGACUCGAGGAGCGUGCUCUUCACGCACACCCACCCCCAGCAGGGUUUUCGAUUGCUAGAACUCCCUCCGGACCUGGAGGAACUGCUGUCUUCCAAAGAUGCCCCCGUACUUGAGCUCAAAUCCCCCUCCGCCGCGCUUGCCCAAGCAGUCACCACCGACCCCAAUGCCCGCGAAUACGUGAACAUCUGCACCCCGACAAAAACCUACCGCAUCCGCCAAGUCCAGUCUUCCAAUUCAUUGCACAUCCUCCGCCCAAGUCUCGGGCACAUCUCACGAGCAGACAUCAAAGUCAUCGAAGAAGAAGCCGGCGAGAGCGGCGCCCUGAACCUGCCCGACGAGGCCGUGACAUCUAUCGCGAAAUGCGGGUCAACGCUAGAAUUGCACACCCCUCCGGAGGGGUUCUCGGAACGUCCAUUCUUAGAGAAAAUGCUGCGUCUGUAUGAUCGGCGGAGUGAGGAUACCGAGGAUGGUGAUGGUGAUCUUGAAAUGGGAGAUGCGUCGCGCGCGACAGCUAGCUUGGGGCCCAAGGAGAUGAGGGAGCACGUAUGUGCUGAUAUCCCCGUGUCUACAGCACAGUGUGAUGAGGGCUGGACGGAGCUCUGUGCAUUCGUACAUGGGAAGCAACAGCUGGCGGGCUGGAGACCCUCGGCUAGAGCGCGGUUGAAUGUGUGGAAGCGCUUGAUGGAGGGCGCGGUCUUGCAAGGCAUCAAUCUGGAGAAACAAUUUCUUGUGGGGGAUUUGUGGAAGUCCGUUCUUGACGACGAUGAGACGUCGGAACCGCCAUUCCCCCGGGCUCUUCUUGAAGCGGUCGUGCGGAGACUCUGUGUGUCUGAUGAACGACCACCACUGGCGGAGGAACUCAAGUGGGCAAGCUUCGACAAAGUCGAGUGCACACAAUGGGUUGGGGAGACAUAUCUAGCGGCUAUAGCUCCGACAGCGUCUUCUGCCAUUGGCAGAAGCGAAUUUCUCCGCGCGUGGAAGGACUGCUUGCCCGAGACUUGGAGAGAGGAGGCUGUUUUGUCCCAACUGAGCGACGGUUCAUACAAGAACCCGGAUGCAACAAGUAUACACUUCGUCGAAAUUUCACAGCGACAGAAAACCAGCAAAGCUGCCGCUGCUGGAUCGGCUCCAACGGCUAGUACCAAAACAACCCGAAACUGGCAUGAGUUACUCAAAGCUCAAAAGAGCCGCUGA